GGAUGUUAUGAACCAUCUAAAUGAAUUCUCGGACCAAAUUCAAUUUAUGGGGAGGGCGGAGGAUAAUAAGGUUGCAAAAGAAAGAAUAUCAGUAAAGAAUAUAUCACAAGUUCAGCCGUCAUUUGAGAAAGAGCUAUCAACGAUGAGGUUGUUAACAUUACAAACAUCUUUUUUACGCUCUGGAGCUUAUUUUAUAGGUACGCAACAAUCAGGCAAGGCUUUAUAUGAAGUAUCUGUAAAUUUUCAGCAUGUAAAUCCUAAGGAUUCUUUUUUAUGUGGAUACCUUCAUAUUCAGGGCUUAACUAAAGACAAUUCAUCUUUAACGACAUAUUUUGAAGGAGAAAUCAUUGGACCAAAGUAUGGGUUUAUUACUAAACGUCCAGAAUGGGGUUCUACUGAAAAAAUAGAUCUUCAGCAUUGGAUAAGAUUUCAAGCUUUUAGACCAUUUGCAAAAAAUAUUAAAAAACCGGAUUUUAAAUAUAAAUACGAAUUAUUUAAAGAUCAUGUUUUUAUGAGAUGGAAGGAAAUGUAUAUAAUUUCUAAAAAUGACAAUGAACCAGCAUCAGAUUAUGGUAUAGCCCUUAAUGGAAUAAGCUAUGCAGGCUUUUAUUACAUAUGUUUUCAGCAAUCUAUGGGAAAUAUAUCGGGAAUAUAUUAUCACAAAAAUUCUGAACAGUUUCAACAACUUACUCUCCAACAUGAUGGCAAUAGAACUUUUUCUAAGUUUGAAUUUAGAUAACUAUUUGUAAAUAAUUUAAAAAAUAUGUUUUGAAUGAGAAUAAAUC
This is a messenger RNA of Pneumocystis carinii B80, 785 nucleotides long. RefSeq lists its product as hypothetical. The transcript has 5 exons. Gene Ontology annotation, biological process: protein targeting to vacuole; proteasome-mediated ubiquitin-dependent protein catabolic process; protein catabolic process in the vacuole. NCBI's taxonomy places the organism in Eukaryota, Fungi, Ascomycota, Pneumocystomycetes, Pneumocystales, Pneumocystaceae. Gene Ontology annotation, cellular component: GID complex; extrinsic component of membrane. The coding region runs from base 8 to 739 and encodes 243 amino acids. The record is from RefSeq and is a predicted model, not a curated record.